Eurytemora carolleeae is the source of this 393-nucleotide messenger RNA. Its product is annotated as thiosulfate sulfurtransferase/rhodanese-like domain-containing protein 3. The transcript has 5 exons. Gene Ontology annotation, molecular function: thiosulfate-cyanide sulfurtransferase activity. The record is from RefSeq and is a predicted model, not a curated record. Lineage: Eukaryota; Metazoa; Arthropoda; Copepoda; Calanoida; Temoridae. The coding region runs from base 124 to 378 and encodes 84 amino acids. Gene Ontology annotation, cellular component: mitochondrion.
CGAGCCUUUGCUUCUUGACUUGAGUAAGCGUUCCUUGAGUGAGUCUGAGACCUGAGUUGCCAUUCGGUAUUCGUGUAGUUACGACAAUUGCUAUGCAGUGGCAAGUUUGAAAUUACCUUGAAAAUGGGAAGCCAAUCUAGCACCGUUGAUUUCGAGGGAGUUCUGGCAGCCUCUGAGAAGGGCUCCCCUCUCAUCAUAGAUGUUCGCGGGCACGAUGAAUUUGCCGCAGGGUACAUUCCAAGCUCUUUCUGUCUCCCCCUUCCUGAACUCGGAGAGGCAUUGGCACUUUCUCCAGAAGAUUUCAAGGCUAAGUACAACUUUGAUCUUCCAGCUAAGGAUCAAGAAAUUAUCUCAACCUGCAGGGUAAUAUAUACUUAAGAAGGGAAUGUAUUG